GGAGAAAAGAGUGAGUGAAUUGAAAAUCUAUAAGAGAAAAAGUGAGAACAGAGAGAUAUGGGGACAAGGUAGAGAAUUGGAAAAAGCUUGAGGUGAGCACAAAGUAAAAGAGAGAGAGGUACAGAUCUAUAAGAGAAAAAGUGAGAAAGGGGAAAAAGGUAGAGAUGAGCACAAGGUGAAAGAGAUAAAGACAUCAAGGUGAAAUGAGAGAGGUAACUGAAGAGGAAGAAUCAGAGAGAAAGAGAGAAAUACCCAGGGAAAAAAUGAGGGAAUUGCAGAGAGAGAGAGAAGCACAGAGAUCCAGGAGAAAAGAUUGAAGAAAUUGAAUGUACAAAGAGAGAGAGAGAUUCAGAAGAAAAUGGUGAGACAAUUGAUUGCAGAAAGAGAGAGAUCCGGGAGAAAAGAGUAAGGAAAAUGACCACAGAGAGAGAGAGAGAGAGAUCCAUGAGAAACAGACCAGGGAAUUAAAUGUAGUAAGAGAGAGGGAUUCUGGAGAAAAGGGUGAGGGAAUUAAACAGAAAGAAAGUGAGGGAUCCAGGAGAAAAAAAGGAUGAGGGAGAGAUCCAGGAGAAAAGAGUGAGGGAAUUGAAUGCAGAAAGAGAAAUAUCCACAAUAAAUGGGUGAGGGAAGUGAACAGAGAAAGAAAGCAAUCCUGGAGAAAAUGGUGAGGGAAUUGAACAGAGAGAAAGAGAGAGAGAGCCUGGAGAAAAGGGUGAGGGAAUUGAAUGCAGAAAUAAAGAGAUCCAGUAGAGAUAAGUGAGGGAUUAGAACACAGAGCAAGAGAUAUCCAGGAGAAACAGGUGAGAAAAUUGAAUUCAGAAAUAAAAGAGAAAAGAGUAAGGGAAUUUAAUAGAGAGAGAGAGAGAGAGAGAGAGAGAGAGAGAGAGAUCCAGGAGAAAAGGGUGAGACAAUAGAAUGCAGAAAGAGAGAGAGAUCCAGGAGAAAAGAGUAAGGAAAAUUACCACAGAGAGAGAGAGAUCCAUGAGAAACAGAUGAGGGAAUUGAAUGUAGAAAGAGAGAGAGAUUCUGGAGAAAAGGGAGAGGAAAUUGAAUGCAGAAAGAGCGAGAAAUCCCAGAAAAAAAUUGAGAGAAUGGAAUACAGAGAGAGAGAGAGAAAGAGAGAAAGAUCCAGGAGAAAAUUAUUAGCGAGCUGAACACAGAAAGAUAAUAACAAAGACAGAAAGAAAGAGAUCCAGAAGAGAGAGUGAAGGGUUUGGGGAGAGAAUCAGAGAAAAAGGAAGGAAAGGGAGAAAAAGUGAGAGACUUGGAACGAGGGAGAGGACAGGAAAUGGGAUGCACGUAUAAUCACACACAGAGAGAAAAAGAGAUAGAGAGAGAGAGGUUCAGAAAGACCUGACACGAAAGAACAAGGAAGAGGGAGGAGAGAGAGCCCACCAGAUGAAACCAGCACACUGAAGGAUCAGUAAGGGGGAGGAGUGUGGUUGCAAGGUAGCGAGAGAGAGAGAGAGAGAGCGAGGGAGUGAAUGAGUAAAGAGAGAGAGAGUGGUAGAGCGAGGAGAGGAGAGGAGGGAGAUCUGGACUGAGAGCUGGAGAGGUGCUGAAGCUGUAAGGACAGAUGUGUUGAAGUGUACGGGCUGCUCUGAGCGCCAGCGCAGGAUGUGUGUAUUCUCACUGUGUGUGAGUGAGUGUGUGAGUGUGUGAUGCCCCUACUGACAUUGGACCUACCUCUACACCACUGCUUGACUCGCUGACCAAUGGACACUACUCUACCCUUCCAUAUGUGUGGAACUAAGAGGAUACGUCCCAUCGGCAUGCAGGGUUGCCAUAAAUGUGAACGAACAGACCCCAGCAACAGAUAUACUUAGGACCUUUCAGCACCUUCAUCCCCAUUAGAGGGUUCAUUACUGCAGCAUGGCUGCAGUGGUGGCCAACCUCAGCGUCCCCUGGGGGACAGGGGUGCUAAUGGGCCUCACGGACGCUCCUAAUCAGACGGUGACUGCGUCCCCGGGGCCCGGCCGAUCUCUGGCACCUCUCUGCACCGUGUGCUGCUGUGGACUUCUCAACCGCACCCUGGCUGUGGUGUUCAUGGUCAGCCUGGCCUUUGCCAUCGUGGUGGGCAACGUGAUCACCCUCACGGUCUUCAUGCAGACGCGCCAGUCCCGCACACCACAGGGCUACCUCAAAGUGUCCCUGGCUGUAGCAGACAUGAUGGUUGGAGUCUUGGUGGUGCCAUUCUCUGUCUACACUGAGAUAUCCCUCAUGGUGACCAGCGCUCCUCCUGCGUGGUACCAGGGUGGAUCUGCAGUUACAGCAGGGGGACCAACAUCUCGCUCUUGGCAGCCCUGCAUGCUGAUUGGCCCAGUAUUCGCAGGCUGUACCUUUGUGUCAAUCAGCACCAUCUUCUUGAUGACGGUAGAGCGCAGCAUAGCCAUCUUGCGGCCGCUCCACAAGGACACUCUUGUGACCCGGAGGCGGACGCUUUUCCUGAUCCUUGCGUCCUGGGCCGGCAGCUUUCUGCUGGCCAUGGCGCCCCUACUUCUGAGCAAGAGCUUCACCCUGGAGUACAACGAGUGCAGCCGCAUGUGCAACUACGCCCCCUUACUGGUUGGCCUCCAGCUGCCGGCCGAUUCCAACAUCAUGCUGCUCUUCCCCGCCUUCGACUUCACCCUGCUGGGUGGCACCCUAGCCGUGAACAUCAUGUCCUUCACUAGCAUCCGCCGUUACACACGCAAGCGCAAGCUGCUCUCGGAGGGCAGUCUGGGCCUGGAGGCUGGAGGAACCGGAGGCUGCUCCCACAGACCGUCUUUCUCGGACAUCAAGGCAGCUAAAACCAUCGGCAUCCUCACCUUCGCCUUCACUGCCUCCUUCUCGCCUAUUGCCGUGUUUGUGCUGGGCAACGUGGUGGGCUACACCUGGUGCAACUUCUCCUUUUUCGCCUUCUGGAUCUUGACGGGGAACAGCUGCUGCAACGUGAUCAUCUACAGCGUGAGGGACCAGCGCUUCAGGAAAGGAGUGAUGCUGCUCUUUCACAAGGACCGCUCGCCCCCGCACUCGGAAAAGAGCUGAGCCUAAGUGCUUGAGCCAGAAAGUCAAGCACAGGUCUCUACCACUGCUUCACCUCCAUUUCUAACUCCUCAGCGUGAGCGACACUGUUUUAUCAGGAAUUUCUCCAACAGAGGGCUUUAAAACAAAAGCUUGCACUUCAGGGACAAAGAAACCAAUCAGCUCCAUGGAUUGUGGCCCCACUCUUUUGUUUUCACUGUCUUAAAGAGAGCAAUGUUCUAUAUUUGUAUUAUUAUUUAUUAUAAGUUGUCAUGUCAUUCAUGUUGACCAAAAUACCUGUUAGUCUAAGAGCCACCAGGAAAAAGAGAUUAAUAUUAAAUUCUGCACUUUAUUCUCACAUUUAGGGGGUGGUUUUCAGGGCACUGGUUGAGCCGAAUUAUUGACUAAAAUUAAUAAAAUUAAUUAUUUUGCAAACCCUGCUUUAUAAAGCCUGCUCCCAUAAACUGGAACAAGCAGUGACCAAU
This is a messenger RNA of Astyanax mexicanus (Mexican tetra), 3488 nucleotides long. RefSeq names its product trace amine-associated receptor 9-like. Lineage: Eukaryota; Metazoa; Chordata; Actinopteri; Characiformes; Acestrorhamphidae. Gene Ontology annotation, biological process: G protein-coupled receptor signaling pathway. The record is from RefSeq and is a predicted model, not a curated record. Gene Ontology annotation, cellular component: membrane. Gene Ontology annotation, molecular function: G protein-coupled receptor activity. Bases 1873 to 3027 code for a protein of 384 amino acids. The transcript is spliced from 3 exons.